Molecule: messenger RNA, 2021 nt
Organism: Anguilla rostrata (American eel)
Lineage: Eukaryota; Metazoa; Chordata; Actinopteri; Anguilliformes; Anguillidae
Gene: rmp24
Product: chromosome 8 C18orf21 homolog
Exons: 6
Coding region: 201-935 (244 amino acids)
Source: RefSeq, a predicted model, not a curated record
CUGAUAGCCUACAAGUAUCCUGAAAAAUAGUCGGGGCAUUUUGGUUACAUUUCGUUUCCAAAUGAAAUGUUCUUAUUAUGUAAAUCGUUGAUCAUAGGCUCGUUAAAUAAUAGCCUGCACUCCUUCCGUAUUACCAUGUUUCUGUAAGUUGCUGUACCAUGUGCCUCGGUUUCCCAUGGUGUCUUGUUCAUGAGUGAAGCAUGCUGGGAAAAUAUAACAAAGUCGUGUGUGAAGGGUCUGCGGUAAGUCCCACACGAACAUCUCCUUUUACAAGCAUGUCUGCUGAAGCCGAUGGCACCGUCGACUUUUUAAAGAAGGCCUCCAUUUAUUACAAAGACAUCUGUCCGGAGCAGUCCCGCUUUCUGAUGCUACGACAGCAACGUAUGAAAGGCGGGAAGGAGCCGGACGGAACGCUCUGCCCGUUCUGUUUCCAGUGGCGACACGCCGUCGAGCAGCGAGUCCGGAUCAGGCCGAAGCGCAGGGCCUCCGGCCGCGUCCAGAAGCUUCUGCGGCGGGAGGCGGCCCGGAAGCGCCUCGGCCCGGAGCAGCUGAAGGCCCUGAGAAGGUUCCGGAACUCCUGCAGCACUCGGAUGGCCACUUGCCACACCUGCAACAGGACUUCAAAGAGCCGCGGCGUGAGCAGGGACACUGUGGCAGCCCUCUCCAAGACCCACAACACCCCCAGGAAUUCUGGAAAACCGAAAACAGCCGGUCGGACCCCCCACUCUGGGGGUGGAAAAGUUCUCCUGAAAUCCACAGAGAAGACACCCUAUGGAACACCCAGGUCCGCUUCCUCGGAGUCGGCCGGCACCCCUCCCUCGACGCUGGGCAGCGCCAAGAAGUCGGCCUUCUCGCGGCUCAGGAAGAUCCUGACGUUGUCGGAGACCCCGACGAAGGAGAAGGGAGGCCUGAAGGCCUUCCUCUCUUCCCUCUGAGCCGCCCGGGCCGCGCCCGCCCCUCCCCUCCGGCCCGCUGCCAGCGCGGCUGGCGAUCCGCGCGGAGAACGGCUUCGCCUGGGAUUCCGAGCGACGCGCGGGGCGGCCCCCCCCACCGCCCACCGGCUUAGCGCCCACUUCACUGCUAAAUUCACGGCGCGGUUCUGACAUCCCGCCACUGGGCUGUCCCGCAGGAAGAAACCCCAGAAGCGCUUCUCUGGAACUUUUCUGUCCUCGUUGUCUAAUGUAGGUGCCAAAAGAAUCAGUCUUGCACCGAGACAAGGAAUUUCCACAGGGCGUUAUAAAGUAUAUAUGCUCACAAAGUGGAUAUUGAUAAUAUAUGCUUUGCAUUGUAUUGAGUACCGCUCUCUAAAAGAGGUGGUCUUCAACCUUUUUGUAAAUAAAAAAAAAAUGAAUGUUCUAUACUGCUGUCUUAUGUAUUUCUCAUGCACAGUUUUCAGUUAAUUUCAUUUUGUAUCAAUUUUGUUGACUCACUUGGUGGUACAUUAAAAAUGUUUAUGUAGCAUAUUGGCUUUGGACCACGACAGUAUUGUGGUACGCCAAGUUUCAAAAGACAUUUUUUUAUGCAUAAAGUGUUCAUGUGCAUUGGUCCAGACAAAGACUGUUUGCAGGACAACGGACUUGUGUGGACUGCCGUGUUUACAUUAAAGUUAUCCUGCCUUACACUUUUAAGGAUUUUUUUUUUCUUUUUACAAAAAAAAGACCAAAUAAAUCAAAGGCGCGGUGGCCAUGCUAUUACAUUUAUAUUUUGUAGUGCUGUACAAUACAGUUUAUAUUCAACAUUUUUCUUUUUUUAUACAUGUUAGUGUGUUGAAUAUGUGUAGAUUCACAAGGCCUUUCAGACAGUAUUUUUUACACUUACUGGGUUGUAUAUUGUACAAAGUAAGUAAGCAAAGUAAGGUAUGUUUUGGGUUAAAUGUUUCAUUUAAGAAGCUCGGUAUAAUUGGAUGGCAAGUACAAUGUACCCUUUUAUCAAUGUAAUAACUUGUGAAUAACUAAUGUAAUUCUCUGUACGUGAUUGAAGUCAGCUCAGCCUUUGUGCGAAAAUAAAACUUUUCUCAUCCA